AUGCUUAUUGAAACUUCUAAUACUGAAUCUACACGUCCUUCUUCAUGGAGUGAUCAUGUGAAAUAUGAUUCCAUUGAAAAUACUUCAAAUUCGAGAAGAAUGGAGACGAUGAAAAGAGAUAAUCUCGUCGAUCUUUGUGAAUGGGUUGUAUGCGAAAAGAUUCACGGAGUAAACUUUUCAUUUAUCACGGAUGGCACAAGAGUGCAAUGCGCAAGGAGGAUGGCAAUCCUCGACGAAAAUGAGUCAUUUUACGGCUACCAGACAAUCAAAGCAAAGUACCAUGAUAAUAUAAUUAAAUUAUGGGAAGUAAUGAAUUCAAAAAAUCUCAUACGUGGUGUAAAGAUUAUUGUAUACGGUGAACUGUUUGGAGGACUUUAUCGGCAUCCCGAAGUCAAACCGGUGAAGGCAAUUUCGAUAAUUCAACAUGGAAUUGAAUAUUGCCCUAAUCACGAGUUCAUGGCUUUCGAUGUCUUUGAUGGCACAGAUUUGGUGGGAUUUAAUACCAUGACUGAAGUCUUGGAAGAGGCAGGCGUACCGUUCCUGAAGCCAUUGGCAAAAGGCUCUUUUGAACAAGUCUCUAAUUAUGAUCCGCAUUUUGUCACUACUGUUCCUGGUCUUUUAGGUCUUCCACCUCUACCAAAAAAUAACAAAGCUGAAGGAGUGAUUAUUAGACCAGUUCUUCAUCUUCGUAGUUCUCAUGGGAAUCGAAUCAUAUUCAAGAUAAAAACUGCAGAUUUCGUGGAGAGAACAAAAUCUGAGAAAAAAAAUUAUCGAUUAGAACAAAAGGAGGGGAAAAGCAAGUCAAUGAAAUUGAUGGAUGUAGUCAAUACGGAAUUGGCAUUAUUUAUCAAUAAAAAUCGACUGAUUUCCGUUAUUUCCAAAGAAGGUCCUUUGAAAGAAGCAGAAAUUGCUAAAACUGCCUUAUUGUUAUACGAAGAUGCUCUUGAAGACUUCCAGAAGGAAGAUGAUUGGUUUAAGAAAUAUGAUGAAUUAGAGUCUAAACAAAAAGAUAUUAUAAAGUUAAGAGGAAUAACAGCUUCUACUAAAGUGAUCAAGGAGUAUUUAAAUGAUUUGAAAGAAUUAGAGGACGAUUUAAACUCUGAUUUUAAUUUUUUCGCAUAA
This is a messenger RNA of Ambispora leptoticha, 1122 nucleotides long. The record is from the annotation of a GenBank genome assembly. NCBI's taxonomy places the organism in Eukaryota, Fungi, Glomeromycota, Glomeromycetes, Archaeosporales, Ambisporaceae.